Pyricularia oryzae 70-15 is the source of this 1143-nucleotide messenger RNA. RefSeq lists its product as uncharacterized. Bases 1 to 1065 code for a protein of 354 amino acids. NCBI's taxonomy places the organism in Eukaryota, Fungi, Ascomycota, Sordariomycetes, Magnaporthales, Pyriculariaceae. The record is from RefSeq and is a predicted model, not a curated record. The transcript has a single exon.
AUGCGAUGCUUUGGUCCUUCAGCAUUCGAAUGCGGGGCCUGGUAUCUCCAGGAUCAGAUUGCUGGAGAUGCCACAUCUUUCUCAAACUGCAUUCGAGACCAUGUCAAAAGUCCCGGAACUUUAAGCAAGCUCGAGUGGCUCUGGGACUCGGUCGUCAAUCCUAUUCUUAAUUCCCUGGGGUUUUACAAACCUUCGUCAUCCGAUCAGUUGCCCCACAUAUGGUGGAUUCCUACUGGCAUAGCAUCCCACCUUCCACUUCAUGCAGCCGGGUACCACCUAAAGUGCACUGGGGAAACGGCACUCGACAGGGUUGCUUCGUCGUAUGCUUCGUCCGUCAAAUCCAUCAUACACAGUCGAAGGCGGCCAUUUCAGCCUGCGUCGGACCGCCAAACUCGUCACUCGGUGGUCGUAUCUAUGAAAAACACGCCAAAGCUGGAACCUCUCAGGCAUGCGGACGCAGAAAUCGAUGAAGUGUUAGCUGCUUGCAAAUCUAUGGGAAUAUCGGGCAAACGUCCUCAAAAAUGCAAACCGGACCUUUCAUUGGCUUUACAGGACUGCGAAAUCUUCCACUUUGCAGGCCAUGGCGGCGCGGAUCAAUUGGAGCCGCUGCAUAGCAAGCUGCUUCUCGAUGAUUGGGAUUCGGACCCAUUUACGGUCGCGGCUCUGGAAUCCAAUCCUGCCUUGAACCCGCCAUUCCUUGCUUACCUUUCCGCAUGCGGGACUGGUCAAAUUCUCGACCAAAGCUCUGUGGAUGAAAGCAUCCACCUGGCCAACGCGUUCCAAUUGGCAGGGUUCCGCCAUGUAAUCGGCACGCUUUGGAGCGUCGAUGAUGCAUUAUGUGUAGACAUGGCGCGGAUUGUGUAUGAACUUUUGCAGAAACGAGGAAUGGACGACGAAUGUGUAAGUAGGGCGCUUCACCACGCAACCAGGACACUGCGAGACGGGUGGGUCGAUGCCACGGAUGUCGGUCGUGGGACGAGACAUGCUCAGAUCGACGCUGUAGCAAGCGAUGAGUUGGAGCGAGAACAACCACUUUGGGCUCCUUAUGUUCAUUUCGGCGUUUAGCUUGAUUGCUUCCAACCAUCGAUUCUACGGUGUUCAACUUUGUUUAUUUUACCCUAUCUUGACUCUGCAAUUAUUGCA